Molecule: messenger RNA, 366 nt
Organism: Aspergillus welwitschiae
Lineage: Eukaryota; Fungi; Ascomycota; Eurotiomycetes; Eurotiales; Aspergillaceae
Exons: 1
Coding region: 1-366 (121 amino acids)
Source: RefSeq, a predicted model, not a curated record
AUGCCGUACUACGUUCACCUUCAAGAGCACGUAGUCGACGGGAUGCUGGAACCCAUCAUGCGAAAGUACUAUCUGGUGACUGCUGCAAAUGCCGCUGCGGCCGAGGAAUUUUUUGUCGGACUGCAAAAAUAUGCGCAGACACCGAACACGCGGAUGUAUAGUGCUAAGGCGGUGACCCUGGAGUGGUGGAACUGUAAAGUCAGUUCAGCCGGUACCAUCCGGUGGAUCUACAACGAAAUGAUUGCCGAAAGGCCUGAAAGUUACAACAGUGUGCAAGAAUUGACCGACUGCUGUGAUACAAUCCUUCUCUGCGAUUUGCAAGCAGUGAAUUGGCGAAUUCUUCCAGUCAAUCAGGAAACUUUAUAA